AUGUCUAAAAUAAACCUCGAGAAUAUCAAAGAAAAUGAAUGGCUAAAUUCUGCUAUAAAAGAAAAUCAAAUUAGGUUGUUUGACUUUAAAAGCUUUGAAAUAAUAAGUCCUAUUGGCAGGGGUGCAUUUGGUGAAGUUUUUAAAGCAAAGUGGUUAAAUAAUGAUCCAUCUGAGGUUGCUUUAAAGAGCCUUUAUUUUAAAGAAGAAACAAGCAAAAGCUUUAUUAAAGAAUUACAAGAAUAUUCUUCGGGUACUCUCGAUUCUGGCUAUAGCGAUUCUCACAAUGAUUUUGAUGAACAUUCGCAAAAUUUAUUGAUUCGGCUUGAAAUAACGACAUCUUUGAUUAAUGAAUUAUUGGAUUUAUUUUACAAGAUGCUCAGCUCUUGUGACAAUUUAUUUAAAAUUUCUGUUGAACUAAAUUCAUAUCUUGAGAAAAAUGCUCAAAACAUUUCUGAAAUAAUAGAGUAUCUAAAAAGUCCGCAAGCGGAUGUUAGAAAUAAAAAUCUUUUAGGAUUUUUUUAUUAUUAUGGAGUUAAACUCGACCAGGAUUAUAAACUAGCCUUAGAAAUUUUUCAAACAUCAGCCCAAAAAGAUCCUUUUUCACAAUAUUUGCUUGGAUCUAGCUAUCUUGAUUUAAAAGAUUAUAAAGAAGCUUAUUACUGGACGAGAAGAUCAGCCGAAAAUCAUAAUAAUAUAGGACAAUGUGCAUUAGG
Messenger RNA from Ambispora leptoticha, 713 nucleotides. The record is from the annotation of a GenBank genome assembly. Lineage: Eukaryota; Fungi; Glomeromycota; Glomeromycetes; Archaeosporales; Ambisporaceae.